This is a messenger RNA of Fusarium odoratissimum NRRL 54006, 1760 nucleotides long. Its product is annotated as 60S ribosomal protein L33-A. Gene Ontology annotation, molecular function: structural constituent of ribosome. Gene Ontology annotation, biological process: ribosomal large subunit biogenesis; cytoplasmic translation. NCBI's taxonomy places the organism in Eukaryota, Fungi, Ascomycota, Sordariomycetes, Hypocreales, Nectriaceae. The record is from RefSeq and is a predicted model, not a curated record. The transcript is spliced from 5 exons. The coding region runs from base 679 to 1008 and encodes 109 amino acids. Gene Ontology annotation, cellular component: cytosolic large ribosomal subunit; ribosome.
CGGAAAAGGUGAGUGCAGGAAUGAUUCCAUGCAACUGCUAAUCAAGAAGUCCGGUUAAUCGAAGGUAGUCAGCUGUCCUGAGGGAAUUUAUGGCAUGGUACUUGAAAUAUAUUCUAUCCAGCCACGAGAGUCAACGUUGUUGAGUUUCUCGUGUCAACGUGCCACUUGAGAGAGUUGGAGAGAGCUUCAGAUGUUGGUUGACGUCCAGGCUUACCCAGGCUCAAGCUGGACCAGCAUUGCCACUAGGUACCUCUACGCUCAUAGGUAUGGACAAUUUACACAAGAAUGAUAAUGAGAAUAUUGGCACCACUUUCACCGGUUAAGGCAUUGUAGAACGAAGUGUCUUCAAGACACAAUUGAUUCAGAUUCAUGUUCGUCAUCCAGGAUCAGCCCAGGAUGUUUUCUUCCUGGGUUGGUGGUUUAAACUAAGGUAUCUGCUAAAAACAGUAGAUCAAAAUCGUGAAUGCACUAGCCACAACAGCCACUUCUUGUCCGCCGCAAGUGGUAUAGCACGUGAUUUCUAGGGUUGACCAGGAAAGUGCGAUUGGCGCACCCUCCCCACUCCACAGAUCAAUCACCAAACACGCACCUCACCAACGCGAAGGUCUUUCGUUCAAACAAUCAGCUAUCUACUAACCGCAGGUUGUUUGAGAGGACGGAAGUCAUACCACAGCCAAGAUGCCUUCAGAAGCCGGUCACCGACUAUACGUCAAGGGACGUCACCUGAGCUACCAGCGCUCUCGUCACACCACCCGCCCUGCUACCAGCCUGAUCAAGAUUGAGGGUGUUGAUGACACCAACGCCGCCAACUUCUAUCUCGGCAAGAAGGUUGCUUUCGUCUACCGGGGCCAGAAGGAGAUCCGCGGCACCAAGAUCCGCGUGAUCUGGGGCAAGGUCACUCGACCACACGGAAACUCCGGCGUCGUCCGCGCCAAGUUCACCUCCCCCCUUCCCACCAAGUCUUUCGGUGCUUCCGUUCGUGUCAUGUUGUACCCUUCGUCGAUAUAAAAAAAGGGCUUCGGGCUGGAGUUGGUAGUGAGGGCGGUUCUCAUUUGGCUGCAUUGGUCGAGGCAAGGAUAAAACAUAUUGCCUUGCUUUGAGGCAUUGAAUUCAAAAAAGACGUCAAAUCCCAACCCCCGAAAAGGCUCUGCACACCUGAGCACCUUCGUCUUGAUGAUAUAACUUCAUUCCCCUUUCAUGAAACGGUUGGCGGAACUCGACCUCGCCCAGGGCAGUCCACUGGGAGGGGCUUCAGCGAUGGAAUACUUUUUGGUGGUUGGGAUUCGGGACCGGUGUUCGGCUACGGUCGUGAAUAGGGUACAAGCGAAUCAUUGAUGAAUGCCAGGUCCAGGGCCUCUAUUACGGCAGUACACAGCGUUCCUGAAAGCUGGAUUGUGAUUUGACUCGUGCGGGGAAGUUUUGAGCCAUGGUCGGCGUCUUAUGAUGAAUCGGAAACUGCUUUUGAAACAACACUUCACAACAACCUCAAAUGGCUCAACUCGUUCCCCGUCUAACGGCUACGCAGACUCGGAUACCUGCGUCGGGUUGCCUCGAUGCGUUCUAUGUAAUGUGAUACGCUGCCAUAUUGUUCGUAAUAUGCCAUAACUCUAUGAACGCAUUCCACUUGCCUGCUGCUUCCACCCACCUAAUGAUCCUGGCCAUAUUGUGUAUCUACUCGAACCAGCAGAGACUCAUGAUCCAGAUGCUUCCGCCAGAUGUGGCUCGGCCAAUGUACUAAAGAUAAACUCAAGGACACAACU